CCACUCCACUUCACAACGACGCCGUCGUAUGGUCGGUUCUGCACCGGGUUCCACCGUGGUACUCAAUUACAAAACCACCAGAGUGAGAUUAAACGCGCGUGUCAAUUAUAUGUGUGUGUGUGUGUCUCUUUUUUUGCCAUAUUUUCCAUUUUUUUUUUGUCUAAAAAUAUGUUUGUCGAAAAACCGUUACCGCAUCAGUGGGGUAUUUUCACGUGGCGAAGGAAGGGCGUCCUGAUAGAGGGUUCGGUACGUUGAGGACGUGCUAGAAUAUCCAAAAACAAAAAAAAACUGAAUUUUUACAAUUUUCCGUUGUUAGAGAGAAAAACUUCUUUUUUAUUACUUGUUUAGUGUCGUUUUUUAUUAAGAUGAAGCUGUUAGUGUUGUUUGGUGUCUUUGUGUUCAGAUUUGUACGGGCUCAAGGUAACAUGCCAUCAGUACCCGAACCAAUAGGGAUCUGUAGUUCAUCCAAAGAUGUGGUGUUACAAUCCAGAGGAGACUCGGCCUCCCAGACCGUCAUCCUGGAUUCCGGCGUUCGCAAUAACGAAACACUGUGCCAAAUUAAAGUUACAGCUCCAAAAUCCCACGUGGUCAACUUCCAAUUUAUGGAGGAAAUGAACGAGACUAUUAAGAACGACACCAAUGACUCCUUAAGCAAAGAGAAGAGACCGUCGUGUGUUAUGAGCAUCUAUUUGCCGGAUAACAGUACAGCUCCGUUUUGGAAAGGAGAUCCUUGUUCGGGGGAGAAAAUGACCGAUAUUGACUUACUGACUUCGGAGUUUAAUAUACUGUGGAGUCCACCAGAGAACCAAAGCGCCGUGGUCUUUUUUAAGACUGUAGUUCUGACGGCUGUAGGAUCAGGUCCAUCAUGCAAGGAACCCUUCCAGCACACCUGCAUGCGUAUCGGUCGCAUUCCCAUGCUGUGUAUCUCAGAUCAUCUGCUGUGUGACGGAAUCCCCAACUGUCCCAAGACGUCCACUAACAGUGACGAAGAUCCGAAGAUCUGCAACAUCGCUAAAAAUGCUUGGGAGAACUUCGUGGUCGAACUGGUGAAGAAGUAUCGUCCGCGAAGCGAUGGCGAUGACACCUUUGAUCUUCAAGGGAAUUCCAGUGAGGUAGCGUCGGAUUCCGAUUGGUUCGUUCAGUGGCAGUUGGUGAAGAAAAAUGUAACAGACAAACCGAACGUGGUAAACGAAACUCACAGCGCCAGCGAAUCGAUUUCGGCCAUGUUGAACAAAUACGGCCCCUGGGGCUACCUGAUGAUGGGCCUUCUCAUCUGCGGCACGGUCCUCUUCUUCUGCGGCCUCUGGGAGUGUUGCUGCAAAAGACCGAAACCGGAGGUGGACGCGCCGCCCCUCACCAACCCCACCACCGUGUUGGUGAUGAAUUGCGGCCAGGGGGCGGCAACACCCCCGAUGCCCCCCCAGUACGACGACUUGGACUUGCCGCCCUCGUACACCACCUUGUUUCCCGCCGAGGAGGGACGGUACACUUCGAUUAGUGAGGAGGGAGUUGCGUCUACUUCGAACGCCGAGGAGGAGAAGAGUGAGGAGGUUGGUGGUGCAGGUGAAUCAGUGACGGUUCAAAUUAACCAUUGUGGUACUAGUCAAGAGGAUGAGGAGGACGUGGAGGGAGAUGAAGGAGAGUCUGUCGAGAGCAGUUGAGUUGUUUGUGAAACAAGUAUGAUGAUAUUUGAACUGUACUUAUGUGUGGGCGCGACGGCUUGUUUCGCGGUUUGUUUUUGAAUCUAUACCUUAAUCAUGUGUGAUAUUACGACUGAUCAAUGUAGUUAUUUAGUUGCACCGGACAUCACGCGUAUUAUAAUAUUUAUAAUACCAAGACUUAAGAAGAGUUGUGUGUUUCUUUUUUUAUUUAUCUGACGAGUGUUUUUUUUUGUAAUAAAAGAGAAGUUUUUUUUGAAAAA
Anthonomus grandis grandis is the source of this 1921-nucleotide messenger RNA. RefSeq lists its product as uncharacterized. The coding region runs from base 366 to 1661 and encodes 431 amino acids. Lineage: Eukaryota; Metazoa; Arthropoda; Insecta; Coleoptera; Curculionidae. Gene Ontology annotation, molecular function: protein binding. The transcript has 5 exons. The record is from RefSeq and is a predicted model, not a curated record.